UAAUGCGCCGACAAUCCAGCAAAUCCAACAGUUCGCUAAAACUUUCCUUUCAGUACAGUCAAGUUUCCGCCAGACAAUGAGAAAAUUCUUGAUUUUUGUGGCCCUGUGCGCCGUAUGCACGGCGGCUCCAGCACCGGCUGACAUUACAGAAACUGAAAGUGAUACUGUCCGCGCUAUUCCGGCUAUUUGGAGGGAACCGGCGGCGAAAUCAACUGGACUCGAGGCCGUUCUGGUCGAAUCCACGAAACCAAAGCGCGAGUCACCAGCAAAACCAGCUCAUGAUGAACCAGCCGUACCCGAGCCCCUUAUUCCACUCAUUGAGCCGGCUGACAACAAGUCAGCGCGCCAUCAGCGUGACAUUCCAGUGCCCACGCAGGUGAAGACCACAGCUGCACCAAAUGAGGAACAGGAAAAAACCACCGCGGUGGAGGACGUGAAUGCGCACGUGCCGGAGGAAGGCAGCAGCGCCCGUCCACUGCUUGUUUAUCCAGUGCCCAUUUCUGAGGUUUUGAACAAGCCCAAGACCACCGCCGAGCCCAGCAGCAGCAGCAGCGGCGGCAGCGGCGGCAGCUCUGAAGAGAGCGAGGAAAUCAAGACCUAAGUCACGAGCUCGACUUUCCUGUUACGAAAAAGAAAACAGAUCGAAGUCGUAACAAAUAAUUACAAAUGUACAAUUAUAUUAACACGCUCACUAAA
Messenger RNA from Drosophila novamexicana, 696 nucleotides. RefSeq lists its product as uncharacterized. The record is from RefSeq and is a predicted model, not a curated record. Lineage: Eukaryota; Metazoa; Arthropoda; Insecta; Diptera; Drosophilidae. The coding region runs from base 77 to 601 and encodes 174 amino acids. The transcript has 2 exons.